Ostreococcus tauri is the source of this 1059-nucleotide messenger RNA. Its product is annotated as Tubulin binding cofactor C-like domain. Gene Ontology annotation, biological process: tubulin complex assembly; post-chaperonin tubulin folding pathway. The transcript has a single exon. NCBI's taxonomy places the organism in Eukaryota, Viridiplantae, Chlorophyta, Mamiellophyceae, Mamiellales, Bathycoccaceae. Gene Ontology annotation, cellular component: cytoplasm. The record is from RefSeq and is a predicted model, not a curated record. Bases 1 to 1059 code for a protein of 352 amino acids.
AUGACGGACACGGCGAAGAGCUCGAUAGCGGUCCUCGAAUCCAUCGCGCGGAGAGACGCGGCGCGUAAGGAGCACGAAAGAGCGAGAAAGGAUGAAAGAUUACACUCGAGCGAAGAUCCCUCGACCGCGCUCGUCGCGUUCAACGAUGCGUGCGCCGAGAUCGAGCGCGAUAUUCAACGCGUUUUGAGCGACGAUGAGGCGUCGAGGAAAUCGAACGUGCGCGAGGAGACGCGGAGAGAGAGUGGAUUGGCGGCGCUCGGCGCGGUCAACGCGCGAGCGACGGCGCUCGACGCGACGACCGGAGAGUUCGGUCGACGGGCGAGCGCGUACGACGUGCGGGUCAUGCGACAGCGCAUGUGUGAUGUCAGGGCCGCGUUGGUCAGGGCGCGAGGGGUGAUCGCGCCGCGUGAGCCGUUUCGGUUCAAGUCGAGAGCGAGCGGGACGCGGCGGGCGAGAAAAGACGGGACGUCGAAGGAUGAAGCCGCCGCGGUCGAGGAUACAGACGCAAACGAUGACUCUCCGGGGACGAGAGAUAGGAAAAAUGAGGUCGUGGUCGUGCGCGAGGUGCCGGAAGGGGAGGAUUAUGUGUUGGAGCGCUUGGCGGAUUGCGACGUCUUCGUACUCGGCGCCGUUCGAGCGCUUCGAGCGCACGAUUUGAAGCGAUGUCGCGUCUUCAUCGUCGCCGUCGCCGGGAGCGCGCACUUAGAGAAUGUUGCAGAUUGCGUGUUCUGUCUCGCGACGCGACAGCUCCGCGCGCACGCGGUGCGACGGACGCGUUUUCACGUCCGCGCCGCGUCGAGACCCAUCAUCGAGGACUCGCGAGAGGUCGCAUUCGCGCCUCUGAUGCGUGGGUUCGCGACACAGGCGAACUUCGACGUCAUUCGACGCGACGCAGGUCUUCCGGUCGAGGAGAACGGGAUGUGGCGCGAGGUGGAUGAUUUUCUCUGGCUCAAGGCGAGCGCGUCGCCGCACUGGAGCGCUCUGGACGACGACAACGACGAAACAAGAAACGUCGACGAGGCGACUCUGCGCGAGGCAUUCGAGCGCUUAGAUCUAUGA